AAUAAAAAAUAGAAAAAUAAUUAAAACCACCUUCUCCCUCCGAUGUCGGUCUCCUCCAUCGUAAACACUUGUUGUCACCGAGAUUUCUAAUUUUAUAAACCCUAAUUCUCUCCUCCGCCGUUCCAAUCUCGCCACAUUGGUUCCGUGAAGAAUGGUGGAGAAUUCAGUAAAACCAUCCUCAAAAGACACACUGGCAUCUAGACCAAUGGCUAGAAACCUAAAAGGUGUUGGUGAUCUUGCAGAGGACUUAUCUCAUAUCAGUGAUGCUGAGGUUGCUGGUUAUCUGAAUACUAAAAAAGAGUCCCUUCUGAUGAAGAUGGCGUGGGAGAUGAUGAACCCUGAUUACAACAAGGGAACGCAGAGGAGACCUACUACAGUGAAGAAGAAGAAAGAUCCUAUUAGUAAGACUGCUGCUCCUCCUAGCAAGAAAACUUUUCCAACCACAACACAAACCAAUGAAGAAAGUGAAAAGAAAAAGCGACUGAGUUCAUAUAUCAACUUGGAUGUCUUGGAUAAGCUAUUUGAUGAUGAGGAGAACUCUCCGAAGAGGACUAAGUUAGGGGAAGCAGUCGUUGUCAGUGACCAGAUGGAAAUUUUACAGCAAAGGAGUGAAGAACGCCUUUUGGAACCUGAGGAUUCUGAAGAAGGUGAACCGGUCUGGAACGAGGAUGAUUACAGUAAUGAAGAUGCUAAUGGAGGACAGGACGAGUUCUAUGGUGACGCCGAUCUUGAAUAUGAAGAUGAAGGAGAAGAUAAUGAAGAUAUAAUUUGGUGAUCUCAUCAUACAUUGUGAAGUGAUCUUAACAUAUCUUACUCAACAGCAUUGAAUUAUUAUUUUUUGACAAAAAUCUUUUAAAUUACAUUCAUUAUUUUCCUAUCAAAUAAAUGAAAUCCUUCACAUUG
This is a messenger RNA of Raphanus sativus (radish), 903 nucleotides long. RefSeq lists its product as uncharacterized. The transcript has 6 exons. The coding region runs from base 152 to 775 and encodes 207 amino acids. Lineage: Eukaryota; Viridiplantae; Streptophyta; Magnoliopsida; Brassicales; Brassicaceae. The record is from RefSeq and is a predicted model, not a curated record.